This is a messenger RNA of Chrysochloris asiatica (Cape golden mole), 321 nucleotides long. RefSeq names its product HIG1 domain family member 2A-like. The record is from RefSeq and is a predicted model, not a curated record. Gene Ontology annotation, biological process: mitochondrial respirasome assembly. Bases 1 to 321 code for a protein of 106 amino acids. Gene Ontology annotation, cellular component: mitochondrion. Lineage: Eukaryota; Metazoa; Chordata; Mammalia; Afrosoricida; Chrysochloridae. The transcript is spliced from 2 exons.
AUGGCGACUCCUGGCUCUGUGACUCCCGAGGCACCCUUUGACCCUUCGCAGCCCCCUGUCAUUGAGGGCUUUAGCCCUACUGUCUACAAAGACGCGGAAACCUUCAAGGAAAAGUUCCUUCGUAAGACCCGCGAGAAUCCAAUGGUGCCCUUAGGUUGCUUGGGCACGGUGGCUGCCCUUGCUUAUGGACUCUUCUGUUUCCACCGGGGCCAGAGCCAGCGUUCCCAGCUCAUGAUGCGCACACGGAUCGUUGCUCAGGGCUUCACUGUCGCAGCCAUUUUGAUGGGUCUGGCAGCAUCCGCUAUGAAGCCUCGACACUGA